Molecule: messenger RNA, 1712 nt
Organism: Xenopus laevis (African clawed frog)
Lineage: Eukaryota; Metazoa; Chordata; Amphibia; Anura; Pipidae
Gene: htr7.S
Product: 5-hydroxytryptamine (serotonin) receptor 7, adenylate cyclase-coupled S homeolog
Exons: 4
Coding region: 141-1484 (447 amino acids)
Source: RefSeq, a predicted model, not a curated record
UUUUGGGUCUAUUUUAUCUUAACUACACAAACGGAUGGCAGUAUUAAAGGAAAUACUUUAUGAUCUGGUCAUUGACACAGAAAGGUGAUUAUUGAAGACCCAAUGAGUUGGGGGUUUACACAUGGACCAUAUAAAUCAUCAUGGUCAUCGGUAUCAAUAGUAGUUACCUGCACAGCAACAUCAGAUCCUAUGUCAUCGAAGAGCUGAAAGAUCAUAGCACCUCUAUAAUGAUUUCUGGAUCUUUCGAUCCCCGUCUGCCUAAGGUUCUUCAGGAUGCCACCACAGCAAGCCCCAUUCCAACUUCUACCUUUACCAGUGAGAAUGACACACAAUGCGGGGAACUGAUGAUUCUUAAUUAUGGCCACAUUGAAAAACUUUUCAUCGGAGCCAUCCUAUCCUUGAUCACUUUGUUAACGAUUGCAGGAAAUUGCCUGGUGGUGAUAUCAGUGUGUUUUGUGAAAAAACUCCGACAGCCUUCCAACUAUCUAAUUGUGUCUUUGGCUUUGGCUGAUCUCUCAGUGGCUAUAGCUGUCAUGCCUUUUGUCAGUGUUACGGAUCUCAUUGGAGGAGAGUGGAUCUUUGGGCACGUAUUUUGCAAUGUUUUCAUUGCUAUGGAUGUCAUGUGCUGCACAGCUUCCAUUAUGACUUUAUGCGUUAUAAGUAUUGACAGGUACCUUGGAAUCACCCGGCCACUUACAUAUCCUGUGAGACAGAAUGGCAGAUGCAUGGCCAAAAUGAUCCUUUGUGUCUGGCUCCUUUCUGCUUCUAUAACAUUACCUCCUCUCUUUGGCUGGGCCCAGAAUGUAAAUGACGAUAAAGUCUGCCUUAUCAGCCAGGAUUUCGGAUACACCAUCUAUUCCACAGCAGUUGCCUUUUACAUUCCAAUGUCAGUGAUGCUUUUUAUGUACUACAGGAUCUUUAAAGCUGCUAAAAGGAGUGCAGCAAAGCACAAAUUUCAUGGAUUUCCCCGCCCUGAAGAGAGUGAAGGAAUGAUUUCUGCAAAUGGAAACAUGAAAAUCCAUAAAGAGUCCGAAGAAUGUACAAAUUUCUCAAAGCUGCUGAGAAACGAUAGGAAAAACAUUUCUAUUUUUAAAAGAGAACAGAAAGCUGCUACCACCCUUGGGAUUAUUGUAGGGGCAUUUACAAUUUGCUGGCUACCUUUUUUUAUACUUUCGACGGCAAGACCUUUUAUUUGUGGAACCGAGUGCAGUUGCAUUCCGUUUUGGUUGGAGAGGACCUUUUUAUGGCUGGGAUAUACAAACUCUCUUAUAAACCCUUGUAUUUAUGCCCUUUUUAACAGAGAUCUGAGGACAACUUAUAGAAAUCUGUUACAGUGCAGGUACAGAAAUAUCAACCGGAAGCUUUCUGCUGCAGGGAUGCAUGAGGCUUUGAAGCUAGCAGAAAGGCCUGAUCAUGCCUUGACCAGGCGGCAAAGCAGAGAGAACUUUAGAAGCAUCACAAAACCCUUACCUAAGAACCCAUGAUUUAUGCAGACAAGAAGAAGGAUUGUGAAGAGCUAAUGAUGAAAAGAUCAGUUGAUCAGAAGACUGAACUUAUAGUUUGUGCUUCAAUCAUGUACCAUUUUGUCUACAACCAGAGGGAUGUCUUUACUCUUCAAAUGUUAAAUAUGAGCGCAAUCUUUAAUGUGUUCUACAAUCAUUAAUAAAACUAAUUAUAAAGUCUAUGUACCAAAUAAACAUUUUUUAGAUCUA